CGGUUUCUGAGCAUUGGCUCUUUCAGCGUAUAUUCGGCGGUCUCGUUCCGAAAGUUCGCCCCGUGGGUGAUGGAAUCACGUAUAAGACCCGAGAAAAGAUCAACGACAUGCACUUCUACAUCCGUGCACGAGAAAAUCCAGGGCUUCCCCCUGACAUCGUGCUUGAACGUGGGUCAAAGAGACUGAUUCUGGUUCCAC
Molecule: messenger RNA, 198 nt
Organism: Amoebophrya sp. A25
Lineage: Eukaryota; Dinophyceae; Syndiniales; Amoebophryaceae
Source: the annotation of a GenBank genome assembly